CGUUUAGCGACAAAUCUAAUCUGUUUUUUUAUUCUAAGUGUUUCUGCUAUUUUGCGUAAUGAAAACCUAAGUCUUCUGAACUCUUGGGCUCGGGAAUUCUUAUAUAACUUAAGCGACACAAUCAAAGUAUUUUGCAUUCUCUUAUUAACUGAUUUAUGUAUCGGAUUCCAUUCACCCCGCGGUUGGGAAUUAUAAUUACCUUUAUUUCUAAAGAUUUGGGAUUUUGUGAUAAUGAUUUAAUUAUCUCUGGUCUUGUUUGCACCUUUCAGUCAUUCUAGAUACAAUUUUUAAAUAUUGGGUUUUCCGUUAUUUAAAUCGUGUUUCUCCGUCACUUGUAGUUCUUUAUCAUUCAUUGAAUGACAUGAUUGAAGACUCUAUGGGAUUCAUAAUUCAAUUUGAAGAUUAAUUUUUUUCUGUUUUUCUAUUGUAAAUAAGCGAAGCAUUAAAAUAUUAGCUUCAUUACUUAUUUUAUAGAACUAUUUUUUUUAUAUUUUUAUUCCAUCAAAUAGCAGAAUCCUGGGUAGCAAACUAUACUAGUGACCUACCCCAUUUUAUUGUAUCAAUUUUGCAAUCAACGAUUCGACUAUGCAAACUCGAAAUCAUUUUCUUUGGAUAAAUAAACAGAUUACUCGAUUGAUUUCCGCAUUGAUCAUGUUAUAUAUCAUAACUCUGACAUCCAUUUCAAAUGCAUAUCCUAUUUUUGCACAGCAGAGUUAUGAAAAUCCACGAGAAGUAACUGGCCGUAUUGUAUGUGCCAAUUGCCAUUUAGCUAAUAAGCCCGUGGAGGUUGAGGUACCGCAAGCGGUACUUCCAGAUACUGUAUUUGAAGCAGUAGUGCAAAUUCCUUAUGAUAUGCAACUUAAACAAGUUCUUUCCAAUGGUAAAAAAGGGGGGUUGAAUGUGGGGGGCUGUUCUUAUUUUACCGGAUGGUUUUGAAUUAGCCCCUACAGAUCGGCUUUCUCCCGAGAUGAAAGAAAAAAUAGGCAAUUUGUCUUUUCAGAGCUAUAGACCCUCGAAAAAAAAUAUUGUUGUGGUGGGCCCUGUUCCUGGUCAGAAAUAUAGUAAAAUAACCUUUCCCAUUCUAUCUCCCGAUCCUGCUACUAAUAAAGAUGCUCAUUUCUUAAAAUAUCCUAUAUAUGUGGGUGGAAACAGGGGAAGAGGCCAAAUUUAUCCCGACGGUAGCAAGAGUAACAAUACUGUUUAUAAUGCUACAGCAACAGGUAGAGUUAGCAAAAUAAUAAGAAAAGAAAAAGGGGGUUAUGAGCUAACCAUAACGGAUCCAUUGGAUAGUCGUCAAGUGAUCUAUAUUAUCCCUCCUGGACCAAGAACUUCUUGUUUCAGAAGGGGAAGAUAUCAAAUUUGAUCAACCAUUAACGAAUAAUCCUAAUGUGGGGGGAUUCGGUCAGGGAGACGCGGAAAUAGUAAUUCAAGAUCCAUUACGUGUCCAAGGACUUUUGUUAUUUUGGCGUCUGUUCUUGUGGCACAAAUAUUUUUGGUUCUGAAAAAAAAACAGUUUGAAAAAGUUCAAUUGUCCGAAAUGAAUUUAUAGACUUGUAGCAUUAGCAAUCUAAAAAGAGACGAUUCAGUGUUAUCCAUA
Molecule: messenger RNA, 1597 nt
Organism: Cuscuta europaea
Lineage: Eukaryota; Viridiplantae; Streptophyta; Magnoliopsida; Solanales; Convolvulaceae
Source: the annotation of a GenBank genome assembly